Messenger RNA from Microplitis mediator, 1918 nucleotides. Its product is annotated as tyrosine-protein phosphatase non-receptor type 9-like. Gene Ontology annotation, molecular function: protein tyrosine phosphatase activity. Gene Ontology annotation, biological process: protein dephosphorylation. Lineage: Eukaryota; Metazoa; Arthropoda; Insecta; Hymenoptera; Braconidae. The transcript has a single exon. The record is from RefSeq and is a predicted model, not a curated record. The coding region runs from base 1022 to 1903 and encodes 293 amino acids.
ACAAUGAGCAAACAUUUCGGAGAAGACCUGUCAUAAAAUUUGAGGUCACAUAGCAUUCCCGCUCCUGUCGUAAAAGUUUAUGGCCUUAUAAUUAUUAGCGCAUAAUUAAAUACAGAAUAAUGAGUAAAUAAUAUGGUAACUUACGCAUCAUCGUUUUGUUAUCUCCAAUUGACAAUUUGAUAAGAUACCGAUACUGGAGAGUGGAAGAAGACUCAGUGUUUGAAUGCCGUCAAUUUAGAAUAGGAACCCUACAAGUUGUUGUGGAAGCUGUGUAUACUACAUCAAUCCUGCUACUGAAACAUGAAAACCCUGCUACUAAAACAUGCAAAUUAUCACUGUACCGUUAAGGGAAUGUUAACUGUAAUGAUACUAGUUAAUUAAUUGCCUUUUUCAGAACCGUCAAUUAGUAAAUUGAAAUUUUUCAAGGUUUAUAACAGUUAAAUGUUUUCCCACAUGCGAAGAUAGGGUUCGGUCCAAAAUCAAACGUUAGUAACAUUUUUACGCUAUCAUAGUUUUAAUUACCACUUGGAUUUAUAGAGCAAUAAAACGUUUUAGUAGAAUAAAUCGUUUUAAUAGUGUACUAAAACUUGGUAUUCUCUUGUUAGUUCUGGACAGCUAUAAAAUGUAAUUUCUUUACAAAAGCUAUUCCCAGAUGAUAUUAAACAGUAGUUAAAAAGCCAUUUAAAGAUUUAUUGUUAUGGUUUUCAAGAGUGAUUGUAGACAAAUUUUUCGGUGUACCCUUAAUAUCCCAAUUAGCCUAAUUACAGAGCAUGCGUAUUCUAGAACUAAGGCCAAAUAGUAUAAAAGGCUAAAAAAUGUAGCGGGAAAGUUAGUUAAGUAAACACUAGUCGUAGGAGUUGAUCGUCAGGCACACACCUGUUGUAUGUUUGAUUCUGAGACUACUAGUGCACGUUCAGUGAUAGUGAAUAAGUGGGUUACCUAGUAGGAAUUACUAACUGCAUAUUAGCUAGAUUGGUUGGAGUGAUUUAGUUCUUCGACGUAUUACAUAACAGGAAGAAAAAUGACUACCCCAGCAGACAGUAUGAGUGCAAUAGACUUUCUGAUUUUUAUGGAACAUCCAGGGUCACUCAGCAGCAUCGGCGACGAAUAUUAUACCACAGUACCUCAACAAGAAGUGAAAGCAUUUAGUUCCUCCAACUAUACCAUGAACGAGGAGCAAGAAAACUGCUGCAUGCGGAUCAUACGUUUCCUCCAGUGCCGGGUGAAGCUCAGUGGCAACCAGAAUGGCUUGGAUGCUAACUACAUUGACGGAUAUGAACAUAAGCGGAAGUAUAUUUACACCACAAGCCCGUCUGAGAACAACACUGACAAAUAUUUACAAAUGGUGUGGGACAAGAAUGCAGAAAUAAUAGUUGUGCCAUCUAGAUUAGAAAAUAAUGUUAAUUUUCACCAAUAUUGGAGUUCAAACGAAGGUGCUGUAAUAGAGUAUGCCAACUUUAAGGUAGAGACUUUACAAGUUACUACAAAACCUAACUACGUCUUAACUUUAUUGAUUCUAACUAACCAAAAAGGUCGAACACACAGGAUAUCACAUUUUGAAUAUACCGCUUGGCCAGUUGAUGAAUUUUCUCAUGAUCUAAGAGCCUUUAUGGAUUUCGUUUCUAAUAUUAACGAGCUGUAUUCUUAUAUAGAGAAACACAUGUCCUCAAACGACCCCGGACCCAUAAUUGUGCAUUGUAUCGAUGGGAGUAAUAGCUCAGGGGUAUUUUGCGUACUUGACACAUCUAUAACAGAAUUUAAAAAGACUGGAGGUUUAUCUAUAGCAAGUACGGUGAAAAAAAUUAGACAGCAAAUAUACGGCUGUAUGAACCAGUUAAAUGACUAUUUUUUUUGCUAUCGUCUACUCCAUGUCUAUGUUCGAUACGAAAUGGGUAUAAAUUGAAAAUAUUUUAAGGGC